AUAUGACGUCACUGGUAAGGUAAUGUCUCGCAUGGCGAUUUUUAACCGCCUCUGUCAAAAUAAUGGUCAAAAUCAAGCUGAAAGAAAAGUAUCAAUAUCAACUAGUUUGUACUUCAGUUAAAAGUUAAACAUAAUUGAUCAUGAAAAAGAAGUUUCUUGGAAAUUCUUCUGUUCGGUAUCAUAAAUUGACAAAAACAGAUGAAGGAUUUAUUGACUUACAGUUUCAGAAACCCAAGCCAAGAGUUCCAUAUCGAGGAAUUCUGUUAGCUGCUUUCCUUUUCAUCGCUGGAGGCUUACUAAUACUGAUUGCUGGUUUGCUAUUUACUGGCCAUAUAAAUGGAAAACAUGUCGAAGGAGCAUGGCCAUUGUUAAUCCUUGGAGCCUUGAUGUUCAUACCUGGCAUUUAUCAUGUGAGAAUAGCUUAUUUUGCAUUCCGUGGAUAUCCAGGUUAUGUGUUUGAUGACAUUCCUGAUUUCGAUUAAAUGUUUACAGUCAUCUGAACAUUUAUACCUUGAUAAUUGUGAUUUCAUGCAAGCAUUUCAUCCUUUAAAAAUUCCUAAAACUUAACCUUUCACUCAUUCUUCUUCCAUUUCAUGAUUGGUAGUUCACUAUGAAACUGUAUGAAGUUACCCAGUUUGUAUAUUUUUAUCUUGUGCAAUGUUACAUGAAGAAUAAAUUUUAAUCUGUUAGA
Uloborus diversus is the source of this 691-nucleotide messenger RNA. RefSeq names its product transmembrane protein 230-like. Bases 141 to 482 code for a protein of 113 amino acids. Gene Ontology annotation, cellular component: endomembrane system. The record is from RefSeq and is a predicted model, not a curated record. NCBI's taxonomy places the organism in Eukaryota, Metazoa, Arthropoda, Arachnida, Araneae, Uloboridae. The transcript is spliced from 5 exons.